Schistocerca nitens (vagrant locust) is the source of this 3167-nucleotide messenger RNA. Its product is annotated as putative zinc finger protein 66. Gene Ontology annotation, molecular function: DNA-binding transcription activator activity, RNA polymerase II-specific; RNA polymerase II cis-regulatory region sequence-specific DNA binding. NCBI's taxonomy places the organism in Eukaryota, Metazoa, Arthropoda, Insecta, Orthoptera, Acrididae. Gene Ontology annotation, cellular component: nucleus. The record is from RefSeq and is a predicted model, not a curated record. The coding region runs from base 86 to 2596 and encodes 836 amino acids. Gene Ontology annotation, biological process: regulation of transcription by RNA polymerase II. The transcript has 10 exons.
UGUCGCUCCACCUGUCAAACGGUGACAACUUUAACAGCAGUGAGUGUCGCAACUGUUACUGUUAGACUGUGUGUCAUACUAACAAAUGUACACCGUGGAGAUAAAUAAGCAGAGCCUGACUGCAGUAAUGGACCACGAAAAAACUAUUUGGAUAAAAGAGGAAACAAGUGAGAUAUCAAGUUCACCAGGCUCCAUUGUCCAGGUAUACCCCUCUAGUGUGAAAAUAAAGGAAGAACCACAGGAGACUGGGAAUAAAGAGUUACUUCAAGAUCCAUUAAAAAUUGAGGCUCCAUUUUACAACACAAAGGAAGAUCCAGGACUGAAAUUGAAUGCGAGUCUCUCUGAACAUAGUUAUCUGGAAGACCCAUUGAUAGCCUCGGGGUCCACUGAUCAUAUUAAGGAGGAUUCAGUACUAAAUUUAGGAGCAGAAGAAAUUGAGACUUUUAUGUUCAGCAAUCCCGAAUAUGAUCCUCUGGGAGUUAAGAUGGAGGAGGUGGAAGCCUCAACAAGAUAUGCAUCUGAUAGUGCAAGAUUGACUCAGACUAGUGGUGGGAGCUGUGGCAUAUCAUGUGGAGAAAUUUAUCACCAUGGGCUGGUCCAGGAUGAUUCGGUGAUAAAGGAGAAGUCAACACAUGAGUUUGGUACAGAAAAUGUGACUAUUGACAAGGAAUGCUCAGUUGCCACCCAAUAUGACUGUAGUAAGAGAGAAAAGGAAUUACUUCUAUUUAGCUGUGAUUUCUGCCAACAGAACUUUCCUUCAAAAUACAGACUCAUAAUGCAUGUGUUUAUGCACAUUGAUGGCAUGCAGCCACCUUUGUAUGUUUGUAAGUGGUGUGGUGAGGUAUUUCACAGUAAGGUUAGUUUGAAAACACAUUUGAGAAUGAGAGAGAAUUAUCAUGUCUUAACUGCUGGCCACCAUGAAAAAUAUGACUAUAGUGAUGAGCAUCAAAGCAGUAUCUUCUUGGAUAGUGAGCCAGAAGUUUCUGUUACAGAACACAUUGAACAGUCUUCAUAUAAGGAAACGUGGAAAACUUCAAAGAAGGCUUCUAAUGACAUGUGUAACACACACAUGACAAAUGAUACAACAAGUGCUUAUGGAAUUUUAUCUACAGCUGUUAAUGUCAGUGCCCAGGCUGAUCUACAUAUUGCAAACAGAACCAACAAAUGUGGUAUUUGCGCCAAAUGGUUUGCUAGGUCAGGCGAUCUGAAGACACAUUUAUUAAUUCACACUGGAAUUAAAUCUCACAAAUGUGAGAUUUGUGGAAAAUGUUUUUCUACAUCAGGUUAUCUCAGGACUCACGUAUUAAUUCACACUGGAAAGAAACCUCACAAAUGUGAGAUUUGUGGAAAAUGUUUUUCUAGAUCAGGUCAUCUCAAGACUCAUUUAUUAAUUCACACUGGAAUGAAACUUCACAAAUGUGAGAUUUGUGGGAAAUCUUUUACUUUGUUAGGCAGUCUCAAGAAGCACACAUUAAUUCACACUGGAAAGAAACCUCACAAAUGUGGUAUUUGUGCCAAAUGGUUUGCUAGGUCAGGCGAUCUGAAGACACAUUUAUUAAUUCACACUGGAAUUAAAUCUCACAAAUGUGAGAUUUGUGGAAAAUGUUUUUCUACAUCAGGUUAUCUCAGGACUCACGUAUUAAUUCACACUGGAAAGAAACCUCACAAAUGUGAGAUUUGUGGAAAAUGUUUUUCUAGAUCAGGUCAUCUCAAGACCCAUUUAUUAAUUCACACUGGAAAUAAAUCUCACAAAUGUGAGAUUUGUGGAAAAUGUUUUUCUACAUCAGGUCAUCUCAAGACUCAUUUAUUAAUUCACACUGGAAUGAAACUUCACAAAUGUGAGAUUUGUGGGAAAUCUUUUACUUUGUUAGGCAAUCUCAAGCAGCACACAUUAAUUCACACUGGAAAGAAACCUCACAAAUGUGGUAUUUGUGCCAAAUGGUUUGCUAGGUCAGGCGAUCUGAAGACACAUUUAUUAAUUCACACUGGAAUUAAAUCUCACAAAUGUGAGAUUUGUGGAAAAUGUUUUUCUACAUCAGGUUAUCUCAAGACUCACGUAUUAAUUCACACUGGAAAGAAACCUCACAAAUGUGAGAUUUGUGCAAAAUGUUUUGCUACAUCACGUUCUCUCAAGACUCAUGUAUUAAUUCACACUGGAAAUAAAUCUCACAAAUGUGAGAUUUGUGGAAAAUGUUUUACUACAUCAGGUUAUCUCAAGGCUCAUGUAUUAAUUCACACUGGAAUGAAACUUCACAAAUGUGAGAUUUGUGGGAAAUCUUUUACUUUGUUAGGCAAUCUCAAGAAGCACACAUUAAUUCACACUGGAAAGAAACCUCACAAAUGUGAGAUUUGUGGAAAAUGUUUUGCUAGAUCAGAUGAUCUCAAGACUCAUGAAUUUCUUCACACUGGAAAGAAACCUCACAAAUGUGGUAUUUGUGCCAAAUGGUUUGCUAGGUCAGGCGAUCUGAAGACACAUUUAUUAAUUCACACUGGAAAGAAACCUCACAAAUGUGUGAUUUGUGGGAAAUCCUUCGGUAGGUCAGGCACUCUCAAGAGGCAUAUAACAGUUCACACUGGAAAGAAACUUCACAUCUAGAAAAGACCUCACAAAUGUGAUAUUUGUGGCAAAUCAUUUACUACAUCAGGUGAUCUCAAGACACAUGCAUUAGUCCACAUGGGAAGGGGACCUCACAAAUGUGAUAUCUGUGACAAAAGUUUCUCAGUUUGGUACUUUCAAGACACAUGCAUUACUUCACAUCAGAAAGUAACUACAAGUAAUUUUUAGUUUAUGCAAAUAGAUAUUCCUGGUUGGUGCCCUAAAGGCCUAUAAAAUAAUGAAUGUAGUAGGGGGACAAUAAAUUUUAAUGAAUGUGGAAUAACAUUAAAGUGUUGUAGCAUUGUGAAAAAAGUGCAAUAAUGUGUACUAUAUUGAGGUAAGAGAUAAUGUGAAAUACAAAAAUCACUAUCUGCAGCUUGAGAUGUUAAGAAAUUGUAUUACUAAAUACUCCAGAAACAUGAAUCAAAUGUGUUUUUGUCAUUAACACUGUCAAUAGUUAUAAUUACCAUGCAAUAUUCAGUAUAAGGCCAAGGAAAUGUGAUGACUUGCUGCUUAUUAUUCCAAACAUGGUCAUUAUGUAGUACUUGUAACUCUGCAUUUGAGAAAGUGA